This is a messenger RNA of Sphaeramia orbicularis (orbiculate cardinalfish), 2262 nucleotides long. Its product is annotated as E3 ubiquitin-protein ligase DTX3L. The record is from RefSeq and is a predicted model, not a curated record. The coding region runs from base 10 to 1281 and encodes 423 amino acids. The transcript is spliced from 4 exons. NCBI's taxonomy places the organism in Eukaryota, Metazoa, Chordata, Actinopteri, Kurtiformes, Apogonidae. Gene Ontology annotation, biological process: Notch signaling pathway; protein ubiquitination.
CUGGACACUAUGGAGGUCAUUACAGAUCUGACCGUCAUCGUAGCAGAAGCUGGUUACAAAGACCCCGGAAGAUUAAGGAAGAUUCUGAAGGAUUACAAACCCCAGAAACAGGGGUCCUCUUACAAAAUAAGUGGAACAUAUGAUGACAUAACAAACCUGUACAUUCGACUCUCAGCAGCGAAGAUCAACACACCUGAGAAGAUCCAGCAGCCGGAGAAACCCUGUCCAGCUCACGUUCAGUCUGUGGAUGUACGAGGGUUUGUUAUGGCCUACAUCGAGCAAAAACGUACCGCUGCGCUGAAACAGAUUCUAGGCAACAGUUGUCGUAUUGAAACACGGCGUGACUCGAGUCCCGGUGGCGAGGUGAAGGUGACUUUCAAACCGCUCCACAGUGACGUCAGGGCCGUUCAGGUGGACUUUGUCAGACAGCGAUUCAUUACAUUCUACCAGAGAACUGCCUCAGACCUGCAGGUCAUAUCUGUUCCACAUGACCACCAAGACCUGCAGCGGAGGUUUCCAGAGCUCCUGUUUAAACCCAGCACCAACAAACAUCAACUGACAGUGACCGGGCCUUUCGUACAUGUCUCUAAAUUGAAAGACUUUAUGCAAAAUAAGUCUCAUGUACAAAAUAUGCACAAAGUGAGUCCCAUGCACAAGGCUGCAGUGAACCGUCCAACCAGGACCCUUUCAGAUCCUCUACCUACACAGAGCAAAGAUCCUGAAGACGAGUCCUGCCCGAUUUGUAUGGAAACAAUAGUCCAAAGCGCAAAAGAGACUCUACGGUGCAAACACUCCUUCUGCAAAGACUGUCUGAGAAAGGCUUUUGAGUACAAGGCUGUGUGUCCCACCUGUGGACAGAUCUACGGAACUCUGACUGGGACGCAGCCAGAGGGAGGACGAAUGGACGUCACCACAGACCCCUCAGCUCUGCCUGGAUACGAGCAGUACGGAACCAUAACCAUCCACUAUCGAAUUCCAGGUGGCAUCCAAAAGGAGGAGCAUCCUAACCCUGGUCAUCCAUAUGACGGUGUGUUGCGUACAGCCUACCUGCCAGACUGCACUGAGGGCAGAAAUAUCCUCAAACUCCUCAAACAGGCAUUCGACCAGAGGCUCAUUUUCACUGUGGGUCGGUCCAGCACCAGCGGCAGAAAUAACACCGUUACAUGGAACGAUAUUCACCACAAGACUUCAAAACACGGAGGACCGACUUGUUAUGGGUAUCCAGACCCUGAGUACCUGAGCCGAGUACGAGAGGAACUGAAAAUCAAAGGAAUUCAAUGACCCAAACGGAGGAAUGUGACACUAACACCGUAAUGUGAGAUAUGCGUGAUCAUUUUAUCCUGUUAAAAAUGACAUAAAAUGAUAUGUAUAAGCAGGAGCGCCGCUUCCAAUUGUGGACCCCAUGAAAGGUUAACAAUGUGUCUUAUAUGUGUGACAUAUGUGACAUACUGUCACUUAUGCUAGUGUGAAACGAAACUGAAACUUCCACAACGUCCGACUUCUAUACCUCUUUUAUACAGCGGAUCUUACAUGAAAUUUCCACUACUUCUAGCCUGUAUCCACUGGACCCCCUCCUCUGCUCUAUGGCCCCCCCCACAAAUGCUGGGCCCCAUGAAUUUGUCAUGUUUACCCCCCCUUAUCAGCGCCCCAGUGCAUAAGUAUAAUAAUGACACUAGUUAUAUUCACACUAGUAACAACCUUCAAACAUACAGUGAAUGUAUGUCUGUUCUCUAUAAUCACUUAUUCCAAGAGUCAUUUUCUUUGAUUAUUGUUGAAUAAUAAUCUAUGACUUUGAAAUAGAUAAUGUCCAGUAUGUCUGUGUAAAUACAACCAAUCAGUUUACUUGUGUUAACAGUGAGUAUUUUAUCGCACAGCUCUCGUUCUGAACACUGAUUAUUAUAAUCCUUCAUAAUAAUUAUCUCAUAUAAACUCAUAUGAACAGUGAUUAUUCGUUACAGACUGGUGUUGAUCUGCAGACGAUUUAGGACAAACCAUUCAUCAACAUGUUCAGUUCUGUGUAAAAGUCUUAUUUCACCUGUAGCUCUGGGGUUCAAAUGAGCAUUUGUAUUUAUUUUUCAUUCUCUUUCCUUCAGAUACAAGACAAUACAGGCACAGCCUUAGAAGACACAAAAAACACUGAACUAAAUUGGUUGUAAAAGUAUUAGUAUGACCUUUGACCCCAUGACAAAAAGCACAAACAGUAACAUUUGACAUGUUGAAUCAAGAAGGAUUUUGUAUUUUGGAGUAUUUUGGUCAUUUUGU